AUGAUGGACAUUAUCGAUCCCCGAUUUUCAUACAAGGAGUUCCUGGAACUUGCCUAUGCAAGACAAAAAAAAAAGGGAGAGGAAGACGCACCGUUAAUAGACAUACUCAAAGAGGUCUUCGAGGACACCAUACGACCUGAUGAGGCAGCGAGUCGAGUUUCUGCCUUCGUCUUCUCACACGAUGACUUUCUAUCUGUAUACUCUGGCACUAUAUCAACAAUCGUGGGCGCAGCACAUCAACUCUCCGAAGAAGGCGAUCUUUGCAAACUAGCCAAUCUCAUGUUAGCACUCUCACGACUAGGAGAUAUCCGUAACAAUAGUAACGAGACGCUUCAACUAUCUUUUCAGCGUAAGCAUUACGAGAUAGAACCAAACCGAAUCAUCCAAUUCGACGAUGGCAAAAUCUGGUCCGAUCUCCCUCACUUCAUGGCCCUUUUCAGCGAGGAUAUGCAAGGUCCAACAGCCUACCUCAACUUCGGCAGAUCCGAAUACAUAGCCGAGCAAGAAUGGACAAACGCAAACACCUUUGCCGCUUUCCUCAUCCACAAUAACAGCAUUCCCCCAAGUUCAUUCGACCAUCUAUAUACAUAUGGUUUUCGCACUCUAGCAGACUCGCUAGAAUGGGAUGCUCGUACAGAAGAAGGAAAGGAUUCGUUAAAUUCUCUGCGAGCUGCUUUGAGAUGGCUGAAAAUCGCUGCGCGGGAGAUGUGGUGCAAGUCGAAGGAAGACGGGGGUUAG
Messenger RNA from Aureobasidium melanogenum CBS 110374, 738 nucleotides. RefSeq lists its product as uncharacterized. NCBI's taxonomy places the organism in Eukaryota, Fungi, Ascomycota, Dothideomycetes, Dothideales, Saccotheciaceae. The record is from RefSeq and is a predicted model, not a curated record. The transcript has 2 exons. Bases 1 to 738 code for a protein of 245 amino acids.